Messenger RNA from Echinococcus granulosus, 498 nucleotides. RefSeq lists its product as hypothetical. Bases 1 to 498 code for a protein of 165 amino acids. The transcript is spliced from 4 exons. NCBI's taxonomy places the organism in Eukaryota, Metazoa, Platyhelminthes, Cestoda, Cyclophyllidea, Taeniidae. The record is from RefSeq and is a predicted model, not a curated record.
AUGCGAGUUCUGGAUCUUCCCUUUCUAUUGGUGAAUUCAUUCCUUCGUCUUUGUGAAACACUAUCGACAUCGCAUCCAGAGCUAUUUUUUGGAAAGGGGUUUGGAUUUCCAAAUCAAGGAGUUUGGUUCCACCUAUCUAUGAAAGUGUUUAUUCUUCUCUCCUCCCUAAAAUCGCUGAAGCAUCGUAGUUUGGAGUUCUUGAAUCGUGUUGGAAUGUUCGACAACCGGUUGGGAGCUAUUUUUGCAAGUCUUGAUUCCCAAAAUUCUUCCAUCGGAAAAGUUAAAGUUGUGAUUGGCUUGAAGUUGACCAAUGGAGGUUGUCCUUUAAACCCCAUCAGCCAAUCACAAUGCAGUGAUUCUGGCGUACAUCGGAGAGAAAUUUAUUUAGCACCAUAUCGUUUACUUCUAGAAAAAAAGCGUUUUCUUGUAAAUAGUGGUGGUGGUGCUGCUUCAAAGAACAAGGCAAUUCAAAAACCUUCAGAGGGUGUUUUCAGCUAA